Messenger RNA from Psilocybe cubensis, 1185 nucleotides. RefSeq lists its product as uncharacterized. The record is from RefSeq and is a predicted model, not a curated record. The coding region runs from base 1 to 1185 and encodes 394 amino acids. The transcript has 4 exons. Lineage: Eukaryota; Fungi; Basidiomycota; Agaricomycetes; Agaricales; Agrocybaceae.
AUGUCUGAAUUUCAAACUGCAUCACAGGCGAAACAAGCGCAAAAUACUGAAGGCAUUCCGCUGACAGAGCUCUCAAUAUUUCCGGCCACAAAAGCCCAGAUUUACGAAUCCCGUAAGAGGACAUUCACAAUGUGGGGGAGAGGGGUGACACUAGAAGAGUACCUAAAGCGAGAUGCGCGAUACGGUGGCCAUGAGGUUUCAGCUGACGGACGAUUGGUUACUUGGGUUUUAGCACGGAGGGAUGACCCCAAAGGGAUAGACUUUCUAUGCUCUUGCGAGACAUAUAAACGAGAGGGUUUUGUAGUAAACGCCAAUGCCACCACCGGAAACUCUGUAGUAGCCUACUCCGUUGCAGCACUCUUUACAUCUCCUAGGAACCGGAAGAAAGGGUACGCAACACAUCUAAUGCGUAUGCUACACUGGAUCUUGGCGCCCCCGGAUGAUCUUCCGCAGUUUCCAACUGAGGUUUGGGGAAACCAGCCUGAUAGAGGGAAAUGGAUUGAUUCUGAGCAGAUUAUAAAAGGUCAUGGCGGUGACGCAGUUUUUUCAACUCUUUACAGUGAUGUUGGACCCGAAAUCUACAGGGGGUGUGGGUUCCUACCUGGAGCAGAAGGGUGGGUAGUAACCGAUUUCCUUUCCAGUGGUUGGGAUGUGGAUUCCGUGGGUGUAUUUGGGGUAGACGACGAGGACGGCUGGGAAUGGCUUGAUAUAAAAGGGGUAUACGAUUAUUGGAAGGUAGAUGCUGAUCUCAUGAAGCGAGAGAUGGAGGAAUCAAAUCCGACAAAUGCAAUAUGCACAUUGCUGCCUGACAAAGGAGUUGCCGAAUUUCAGAUAAUCCGCCUGUCAUAUUUCUGGAACCCUCUAGGUAUAACGGACUGGGGCUUACGUCGGGGAAAAACAUUUGCCAGCUGGACAAUCGAUGUAAGGCCAGAUUCGUCAUAUGUCAUGCUCAUUACGAGGCUUAGGGCGGAGGUUGACGAGUUUGAAAACCUGGUUAAAAUGCUGGUCAAAUUUGGAAGGAGACACAAAAUCAGUCAUUUUGAAGUUUGGGGACUGAAAGAAGAGUUUCGAGAGCAAUUUGGGUUUGUUAAGACGUGGAACAAAGAUAUUCACCUACCGUCCAUCAAAUGCUACAAUUCGGAUGACUUGAAAUGGCUUUUCAAUGAAAGGUUUUGCUACUGCUAA